Triplophysa rosa is the source of this 1221-nucleotide messenger RNA. RefSeq names its product HIG1 hypoxia inducible domain family, member 1A (gene higd1a). Lineage: Eukaryota; Metazoa; Chordata; Actinopteri; Cypriniformes; Nemacheilidae. The coding region runs from base 138 to 437 and encodes 99 amino acids. The record is from RefSeq and is a predicted model, not a curated record. Gene Ontology annotation, cellular component: mitochondrion. The transcript is spliced from 4 exons. Gene Ontology annotation, biological process: mitochondrial respirasome assembly.
AGGUGGUGCGUCAUUGUGACGCAUGACUAUGUACAUCACCCUGUUCCCGUACACGCUCGCUCUCACGCAUUCCUUACAGGACCCGGAAGAAAGGCGGGUAUACUUCACUAAGCGGACAACUACCUAAAUAAGCUAAAAUGACCACAGUCGAAUAUGAAGACAAUGAAUCCAAGUUCAUCAGGAAAGCAAAAGAGAAUCCAUUUGUCCCUAUAGGGAUGGCUGGAUUCUUUUCCAUUGUGGCAUACAGGCUGUUCAAACUGAAGAGCAGAGGUGAUAUGAAGAUGUCUGUCCACCUAAUUCACAUGCGUGUGGCUGCUCAAGGGUUUGUGGUGGGAGCCAUGACUUUAGGAGUUGUAUACACCAUGUACAGAGACUUUGUUCUGAAACCUGCUGAGGCCCAGAAAGCGUUAGAACUGAAGGCUUUGGAAAAAAAGUGAAGUCCCUGAUAUACCCUCAGUAGCCACCUCAUAUUAAGGUGAAUCUUUCUAUUUAUUGCCCAAAUAAUUUAGGAUUUGUUCUUAAGAACUCUUUAGACGUUUUCUUAUUUAAACAUUAAUAAACCUCUGAGGUUAACAAUGUGUUUGAGGAGGACAACAGUAUAUGUUACUUUUAAAUGUACAUUGUAUGUGAUGGGAAAGUGAAUGUCAUCUAUUACACAUUCUGCACUCAAACUACUGCUCAUUUACCUUAAGGUCCAUUAAAAAACAGAUGGUAUAACAUGGUUGUUGGCUUAUUUUAAACUCAUGUCCUUGUUUCAGUAAAGAGUUGUGGCAUUACACCUUUUAAUUGAACGUUUUUAAGUACAGUAAGGAAAUGGCACACGUCACAUUAAGUGGGGACCUCACUAUUGCUAUAUAAAUAAUGGUACUACAAUAGAUCUUUGCAGAUUUAGUGUACCUGUCAUCAAAAACAGGAUGUUCAUGCCAACUCUUUAACAUUUGUUCCAUUUUGUUUGUGUGAGCAUAGAGUAUUACUUGGUGGUUUGAUUAUGUUCAUGCCAACUCUUUAACAUUUGUUCCAUUUUGUUUGUGGGAGCAUAGAGUAUUACUUGGUGGUUUGAUUUUGAAGUGUAACUAAAUAUUAUAGAUAUGCUUUCAUAUUUUAAAAAAAAUACAAAAUGUUAUUUUAAGAAUGAAUAUAUAUUAAGCAUAUGACCUACCACUGUUUUUAUAUUUGUUAAUAAAAACAAUGUAAAUCAAAUAAAGCUAAAUUCUGUUUAUU